AUGUCAUAUCUGAUUAUCUUCCCGGGCCUCAACCGCCCACCGCCCGCUCCGGAUCCUCGACCGGCCGGCUACCUGCUCCUAACCCAACCCGGACUUUCUCAAAAAAAACUACCCCCCAAAAAAAGGACGGACGCCGCCGGAUUCCUCAGACUCGGGACCUGCAAGUAUGUACAUGACUCCUCGCCCUCCGCCGAGGGGCUUGGCUAUUCCCUCUCGUCUCGCCGCAUCCGCCGCCGCCGCCGGCCCGCCGCAUGA
Molecule: messenger RNA, 255 nt
Organism: Cordyceps militaris CM01
Lineage: Eukaryota; Fungi; Ascomycota; Sordariomycetes; Hypocreales; Cordycipitaceae
Exons: 3
Coding region: 1-255 (84 amino acids)
Source: RefSeq, a predicted model, not a curated record